AUGUACGAUUCCGCACGGGACUGCUUCACCGAGCAACAGGUUGCAGAGCAAAAAGCACUUGCAGCCGAAGCCGCAACCCGAGCCGACAAGGAGCGAGAGCCCCGCCGCCGCAUCAGUACCGUGGGCGACCUCCUGAGCCCCGUUGACGAUGCCUCCUCUCCCCCAACCACGACACCAACUCUGAGCAAGCCCCCCUCCUCCUCCUCACCAACAACAACAACACCAGCCAAAAUGCCCGACUCGCAGUCUUCUCAUCCACUGAAGCGGAAAGAACGAGAACGCGGCGGGACCCCCCCCAGAGCCCGCGAAGACGACACAAAACGCCGGCGAGGAAACUCCCCGCACCACGACGACCGCCGAAGACGCCACGACCGUGGCCGCGACGACGACCAUGGCGGGAAACGCAGGCGUGCUGGGGGCGGCGGCUCCGGAUCGUCCCCCAGAGAGCGCAACAUAUAUGCCCCCCGCCGGCGGUCACGCUCCCGGUCUCCCCGUGGCGACAGACAGCCGUAUCAGCGUCGUCCGGUCUCCCCCGGUGGACGGUACCGAUACCGCUCGCCCCCACCGCCAUUGAUCCCCCGGCGUGACCCCUCGCCCUCGCUUCCCUCAACGCGCGAUACCUCCCCCCCGCGCCAGCGAAAACGCCCCGGCCAGAGCGCCCGCCUGACAGAAGCCGAACGCGAGGCCCACCGCGCCGCGAUCGCGAAACGCGAAGCCGAGGCCGCCCGCCUAGCAAAAGAGAGCGUGCAGGCCCGCGGCGUCAACGAGAUCGUCAAAGCGCACUACAACGACAAGCGCGAGCUCGGCAAGACCUGGCGCGAAACCCACUCCCAAAUCAAGGGUCUCCGCAGCUUCAACAACUGGGUCAAGUCCACCAUCAUCCAGAAGUUCUCCCCCAACGACGGCUUCGACCCGCGCAGUGCCGGCCCCAACAGCGAGCGCAUCUUCGUCCUCGACAUGGGUUGCGGCAAGGGCGGCGACCUGCUCAAGUGGAAGAGCGCCCCGCAGUCCGUCGAGCUGUAUGUCGGCGUCGACACCGCUGACGUCUCUAUCGACGACGCCCGCGAGCGCUACAACCAGAUGCGCGGUGGCCACCGGCGCGGCGGCCGUCAGCUCUUUGAUGGCCGCUUCUACGCGAUGGACUGCUGGUCGCAUUGGAUUGGCGAGCUGCCCAUCAUCGCCGAUAUUGGCGCGGACCCGAAUGUGGGCCCUGGUGCCACGGCCACGCGGUGGAGCAAGGGCGGCGGCUUCGACGUCGUCACAAUGAUGUUCUGCAUGCACUACGCGUUCGAGUCUGAGACCAAGUGCGCGACCAUGCUGCGCAACGUCGCAGGCGCGCUGAAGAAGGGCGGGCGCUUCAUUGGCACGAUCCCGAGUAGCGAUGUGAUCUCGAGUCGGGUCCGCGGGGAACAUCUGGACCCCGAGAAGAAGAAGGAGAUGCUGCCGGAGGAGGGCGAGGGCGCGGAGAAUGGGGUCCAGGAGUGGGGGAAUAGUAAGUACCGGGUGAGGUUUGCGGAGCCGCCGCCACGUAGCGGAGUGUUUAGGCCGCCGUGGGGAUGGAGGUAUAGUUUUUUCUUGGAGGAGGCCGUCGAGGAGGUGCCGGAGUAUGUGGUGCCGUGGGAGGCGUUUAGAGCAAUCGCGGAAGACUACAGUCUCGAGCUCAUCUACAAGAAGCCCUUCCACGACAUCUGGAAGGAGGAGCGCGAAGACAGGGACCUCAAGGUGCUGGCGGAGCGCAUGGGUGUUGUGGGCCGCGAUGGCACCUUUGCGAUCGAUGAUGAGCAGUGGGACGCGUGUGGGUUCUAUCUCGGAUUCGCGUUUAGGAAGAUAUAG
Messenger RNA from Morchella sextelata, 1833 nucleotides. RefSeq lists its product as uncharacterized. Lineage: Eukaryota; Fungi; Ascomycota; Pezizomycetes; Pezizales; Morchellaceae. Gene Ontology annotation, biological process: 7-methylguanosine mRNA capping. Gene Ontology annotation, cellular component: nucleus. Gene Ontology annotation, molecular function: mRNA 5'-cap (guanine-N7-)-methyltransferase activity. The coding region runs from base 1 to 1833 and encodes 610 amino acids. The transcript is spliced from 2 exons. The record is from RefSeq and is a predicted model, not a curated record.